AUGACAGAAGGCUGUUCGAUGUUCCAGACUCGCCUCGUGGCUUUGGAGGCUGAGCUGUCCCGCAUCCAGGAAGUGAGCAGUCACCAGAGGAAACGCAUCGCUGAGAUCCUCAACGGGCUGAUGAGGGACUUGAGCGAGUUCAGCACAAUAGUUGGAAACCGGGACAUCAAGCUGCCGUCGGAUAUCACCGGCGCCAUCGAGGAGGAGUUCACCGUGGCGCGCCUCUACAUCAGCAAGAUCAAGUCGGAGGUGAAGUCUAUGGUGAAGCGAUGCCGUUACCUUGACAACCUGCAGAUGGAGUGUCAACGCAAGAUGGAGGAGACAGGCAAAGAGCUGUCCUCAUGUCAACUCCUGGUCUCACAGCAUGAGGCGAAGAUCCGCUCGCUGACUGAGUGCAUGCAGAACGUGGAGCAGAAGAAGCGGCAGCUAGAGGACAGCUAUGACUCUCUGAAAGAGGAACUGGCCAAACUCCAAGCUCAAGAGAGUGUGUCUCGGGUGGCCAUGCGGGAGAAUCACACCACGGUCCAGAAAUCAGCCAGGAUAAAGAGGGCCAUGGAGCAGCAGAUGGCUUCACACAGAGAGGCUCACAGCAAACAGCUCAGCCUCCUGAGAGAUGAACUGAGCGAGAAGGAGAAGACCAUCGACCAGCUCACAGAUUGUAACCAGAAACAACAGUUAGAACUAGAUCAACUCCAAGAGGACUUUGAGAGUCUGAAGAGCCAAGAACAUCUGAAGAGCCGGCAGCUGGAGGAGCUAACGUUUCUUAAUGAGCGCCAUGAGCAGUCCAAGCAAGACCUCAAAGGCCUGGAGGAUACUGUCGCGCGUGAGCUCUACAGCCUGCACAACCUUCGUAAACUGUUUGUUCAAGACCUCACCACUCGCGUUAGAAAAAGUUCAGACCUGCACUUCAGUGACAGCGGAGGAUAUUUCACUCAGAAACAGAAGAUUUCCUUUCUCGAGAACAACCUGCAGCAGCUUUCAAAAGUUCACAAACAGCUGGUUCGGGACAACGCAGACCUGCGCUGUGAGCUCCCGAAGCUGGAGAAACGCCUUCGUUCCACAGCUGAGCGGGUCAAGGCUCUGGAGGGUGCGCUGAAGGAGGCCAAGGAGGGGGCCAUGAAGGACCGCCACCACUAUCAACAGGAAGUGGAGCGCAUCAAAGACGUGAUGAUCAGGACGCGCCCCCCUUUCCGCCGCCCACACGCAGCGCAGAUCGCGAAGCCAGUGCGUCCAGGCCAUUACCCGCUGUGUCCUCCCUCCAAUCCUUUCCUGAGCCACGGCUUCAGUCAGCACCCGUUGGGCCUCAGCGAUGUGGUAUUCUACAACAAAAACAAACAGGAAGCAGAAGAUCCCGCAGAGCCGCUUUCUCCAAACAGUGACCCGGAGUCCACACAGAGCAGCCCCACCAAGAGGCCCCACUCACCAGACAGCCAGGACUGUGAUAGUGAACUUCAAAAUACAGUUCUUCCAGUGGAACCGGUCACAGCUGCCAACAGCACUACAGAGACUCUCGAUACUGAAAAUGGAAACACCACUGACAUCAAUGACAACAGCAUGUGUCUCAAUGUGAAUUCUGUCUCCACAAGCGUCAUCUGUGACAAUCAGGACCAAAUCCAGCUCUACACACGGCAGUCAGAGGCCUCAGCCAGCUAA
This is a messenger RNA of Knipowitschia caucasica, 1653 nucleotides long. The record is from the annotation of a GenBank genome assembly. NCBI's taxonomy places the organism in Eukaryota, Metazoa, Chordata, Actinopteri, Gobiiformes, Gobiidae.